Clarias gariepinus (North African catfish) is the source of this 869-nucleotide messenger RNA. It is a transcript of the gene cldng, whose product is annotated as claudin g. NCBI's taxonomy places the organism in Eukaryota, Metazoa, Chordata, Actinopteri, Siluriformes, Clariidae. The transcript is spliced from 2 exons. Gene Ontology annotation, biological process: bicellular tight junction assembly; cell adhesion. Gene Ontology annotation, cellular component: plasma membrane; bicellular tight junction. The record is from RefSeq and is a predicted model, not a curated record. The coding region runs from base 150 to 779 and encodes 209 amino acids. Gene Ontology annotation, molecular function: structural molecule activity.
UAUAUUUUUUAAGUUAGUUAACUCUCUUUACAAGCGGUGACCCCUGUAGUAAUUUAAGACAGUUCUUAUGAUUUUAUUUGUUUGCUUUUAUUGGUAUUGCAAACAGGUUAGAGCAUCCAGAUUGAAUCCAUCUCAGCCUAAAGAGCACCAUGUCUGCAGGGCUACAGAUGCUUGGUACCAUGCUAGGGAUGCUUGGCUGGCUGGGAACCAUUGUGGCCUGCGCUGUUCCACAGUGGCGUGUGACGGCUUUCGUUGGCAGCAACAUCGUGACGGCGCAGGUCGUCUGGGAGGGUUUGUGGAUGACCUGUGUGGUGCAGAGCACUGGCCAAAUGCAGUGCAAGGUCUAUGACUCUAUGCUGGCUUUGCCUGCAGACCUUCAAGCCUCUAGGGCUAUUCUCGUCAUCGCUCCACUGGUCGCUCUGUUGGCCAUACUCGCUAGCGUAGCUGGAGGCGAGUGCACAAAUUGCUUGGAACAAGGCACUGCCAAGGCAAGGGUAGCUACUGCAGCUGGAGUUUUCUUUCUUAUUGCAGGGGUUCUGAGUCUCGUUCCACCCAGCUGGACGGCAAACGCAGUGAUCUCUGACUUCUACAACCCGUUGGUGGCUCAGGCACAAAAGAGGGAGCUGGGGGCGUCCGUCUUCAUAUGCUGGGCGGCUGCAGUGCUGUUGGUGAUCGGAGGAGGACUUCUGUGUACCUCUUGGUCUGGGGGUAAAGGAAAGCAAAAAGGCUUCUACAAACCAGCGUCUCAGACCAGUAGAGAGCGUGCUGCUUAUGUCUGAGUUUGUGAUUUUUGUUUAGCUUUAUCAUGUUUGUUUUAAAUAAGUGUUUUUUUUUAUUUCUGUAAAUAAAACCUGUUUUAAUUACCUUCA